Pyrus x bretschneideri (Chinese white pear) is the source of this 1740-nucleotide messenger RNA. Its product is annotated as serine/threonine-protein kinase STY13-like. Gene Ontology annotation, biological process: protein phosphorylation. Bases 204 to 1385 code for a protein of 393 amino acids. The transcript has 6 exons. The record is from RefSeq and is a predicted model, not a curated record. Gene Ontology annotation, molecular function: ATP binding; protein kinase activity. Lineage: Eukaryota; Viridiplantae; Streptophyta; Magnoliopsida; Rosales; Rosaceae.
AAGUUUCCUAAGUUUUCCCUCGCAUUUCUCGCACAGCUUUUAAAUGGACACAUAAUUUUUCCAUUUAUAUGAUUUUCGGGUUUUAAUUUUCUGCUAUAUAAUUUGGAAUUUAUUUCUCUCAAAAACCACUUCCUUGGACUCUGUCUUUAUCGCUUCCUCUCUCUCUCUCUAGCUUUCUCUCUCUAACUCUAUCUCCGUGCAAAAUGCAAAUAGCAGCAGAAGUAGUACUGGGGUUGCCAGCAAUGGAGGGAGAGGGAGGCGGGUUCAUCGACCUGUACAAGAAGGACCCUGUUGAGAACGCCGAGAACGGUGGCGAGGGAGAGGGGAAUGCGGCGGGGAAGGCCAGCUUCGCCUUCAAAUUCGACCCCAGCAUUCUGAUUGACCCCAGCUGCAUCAAGAUUGGUUCUGUGCUCGGAGAAGGGCCUGGAGCUAUUGUUUAUGAAGGAUUGUACCAAUCCAAGCCAGUUGCUGUAAAAAUUAUACGGCCACCCAAAACAACAGAAGUUAGUCUUGAUUGCCAAGAAAAGUUCCUGAGGGAAGUUUCAUUGCUUGCAAAAGUCAAACAUGAAAAUAUUGUCAAGUUCGUAGGUGCAUGCUUUGAACCUUCGAUGAUAAUUCUUACUGAGCUUCUGAGAGGAGGCAACCUUCAGAAGCACCUGUGGGGAAUGCGCCCCGGAACACUUGAUCUCAAAUGUUCAAUAAGUUUUGCAAUAGAUGUAUGUCGAGCUAUGGAAUACUUGCAUGCAAAUGGAAUCAUCCACCGUGACCUGAAACCAGCCAACCUACUCCUUACAGAAGACCUGAACAAGAUUAAGGUGGCUGACUUUGGCCACGCAAGGGAGGUAAUAUCCGGGGACAUGACAUCUGAGGCUGGGACCUACAGAUGGAUGGCUCCCGAGCUAUUCAGCAAGGAGCCAGUUCCAAAAGGAACGAAGAAGGAAUAUGAUCACAAGGCAGAUGUGUACAGCUUUUCGAUAGUUCUGUGGGAACUGAUUAUAAACCGAAUUCCUUUCUCUGGACGGACUAAUAUAUUGGUUGCAUAUGCAUCGGCGAAUCAAAUACGGCCAGAGCUGGACGACAUUCCUCAGGACCUCGUGCCGCUAUUGGAGUCCUGUUGGGCAGAUGACCCAAGGAUCCGACCUGAGUUCAUGGAGAUCACGAGCCAUCUUUCCAACUAUCACAAGCAACUGUGUGCAGCUGAGACGGAACCUCCAGCAGUCAAUGUGCCGGAAGCUGAACAUCAAGAGAGCAACGUGAAGGAACAAGAGCCUCCCGAAGUCCAUAUGAUUGACAAGUCCGAAAAGAAAAAGCAAGCUAAAAGGAGAAAGAAGUGCAGAUCAAGUUUCUUCUUGUUUUGCUGUCGACCUGUAGCGGUGCGUGAGUGAUCGGUUGUCAGCUCAAGUUUUGUAGGAUACAGAGUAGAACCACAGAUAUAGAGAUUAGGGUAGACACAGCCAGGGCUCCUGAGCUGAACUGUUGUUCUGUAACUUGUGUUACAAGCAACUGUACAGAUACAUCGUGUUAGGAACCAUCGAAUAAAAAUAGAUAGAGACUAGAGGCUAGAGAGGAACUGCAUACACAACUUCAAAGAAACAAAAAAAAACAAAGUUUGUACUCGUUUUCGCAGUUGAAUAUUUCUUCUGAAAUCAAAGCUAUGUUUUGAACUUUGAUCACUAGCACACUUUCAGUUCUGUGCUCAAACUGUUGGAUUUUUUUUAUAUCGUACGAAGCUCCGAUGCU